GGUUGCCGCGGUCAGACCGUGCAGAGCAGACAGCACUAACCCAUUUCUGAAACAAGAAGUCUUUUUUUGCACAUGCUGGGGGGGAAAAUGAGCUACCACAACCUAUCUAGGAAUUGAUAUCACAAUUGUGCAGCAUCUUAGGGACGGCACCACAGAGCAGCUGUGUUUACUUGUGGUCCAGCUGGCCCCGCUGCUGCUGCUGCUGCUGCUGCUGCGGUUUCUGCUGCUGCGAUGGAAGUAAACAGAGACGAAGCGGAGCGCUGCAUCGACAUCGCAACUGCGGCGUUAAGCGACAACCAGCCGGAGAAGGCGUUGAGGUUCCUGGAGAAGGCGCAGAGACUCUUCCCGACCGAGAAAGCCAAGUCACUGCUUGAUCUAAUAGCAAAGAAUGGAUUUAGUCCCAGACAAGGCGUCCACUCAGAGUUCCCUGAAGCCUCUGGACCUCGACAGCGACAGAGCGCCGGCAAAGACACCAGACCUGAAGAAAAGCCGUCAGAGGCUUCAAAAUCUUACAUAACGGAUCAACUAGAGGCUGUGAGGAGGAUAAAACAAUGCAAAGACUUCUACGAAAUUCUCGGUGUCCAGAAAGACGCCUCAGAAGACGAUCUCAAGAGAUCAUACAGAAAACUCGCUCUGAAAUUCCACCCUGACAAGAACCACGCUCCAGGUGCAACAGAGGCAUUCAAAGCUAUUGGUAAUGCCUAUGCUGUCUUGAGCAAUGCUAACAAAAGGCGCCAGUAUGAUCAAUGUGGAGAUGAGGGAAGACAUUCUACCAACAACAGCCGGGAGAAUGGAAAUUUUGAGCCAGAUAUUUCACCGGAGGAUCUCUUUAACAUGUUCUUCGGAGGAGGUUACCCAUCAAGUAAUGGUCAUGUAUACACUAAUGGGAGGAUGCGCAACCAAAGGAGGGAGAGAAGAGAGCGACCCAGGGAUGGAGGUCUUGCCCUCUUCGUGCAGGUCAUGCCCAUUCUCAUCCUGGUUAUUGUGUCGGCUAUCAGUCAGAUUAUGGUCAACAAUCCCUCCUACAGCCUCAGCUUCAGGCCGUCGGCAGGGUACUCGCAGAAGAGGCUGACUGAGAACCUGAAGGUGCCAUAUUAUGUGGGGGAGCAGUUCUCCAAAGAGUUCACGGGUGUGAAUCUGAAAAAUCUGGAGCGGACGGUGGAGGAUGAUUAUAUUGCAAACCUACGCAACAACUGCUGGAAAGAGAAACAACAAAAGGAAGGCAUGCUAUAUAGAGCUCGCUAUUUUGGAGACAGUGAACUAUACCAAAGGGCCCAGAGGGCUCGAACUCCAAGCUGUGCUAAACUGUCCGAGAUAACAGCCUCAUUACAUUAAAAGUUUUCUAGAGCCACCACAAAAGAUGACCGGCAUUGAAAAUACAAGCUUUAACAGUCUUGAGGCUUAAGAGAGCUAGAUCUUCACCACGGGCUGGUGGAUGUAACCAUUUCUUUGGAAAAUUUAGUUUGAAAUCAACAUAACACAUUUCAGUACUGUAUAUUGUAAUGAGAUGACGAAAGCCAUUUAAUGUGUCUUGACCUCCUGACAGGAUGUGGGUUUGGGUAGCCUGUGAGCAUCACUUUUGAGUGGGAGCCGUGAAGCUGAAAAAACAUUGCUUCUCCUUUGUGUUUUUCGAAAAAAAUGGUGUGUGUGAAACCAGAAUAUAGUUUAGCUGAUAAACAGUCAUGUUUCUUAUGUAGCACUUUAAGAGAUACCACACUGACGGCUUCCUCCUAGUUUCUAAUGCUGUCGGAUCAGCAAAGAAAACUACUCCGCUGACUCAAAAUGCACAUUCUGACUAUGCAGGAAUAUUGUGAAACCUCUGAUGAAUAUGCUCACUCAUGUCUAGGCUUUUCUUAGACACUUGAACGCCUGAGAUUUGUCCUUUCCUGUUGUGUGUGUGUGAGAUAUAACAAGUAGGAAAUGUCCCUGCCCCCUUUGCUCCUUUUAAUUGUAUGAAGGGGUCGAGUUCUACAGAACAGUGUAACUUUACAACACAUUAGAGACACCGUGAGGCGGAGACACGUGCCUACCCACCAAGUGGGACUACAGCUGGUUGUAGUUUUGGACUGCAGUGUCUCUGUUGCAUCUCAUCUGUCCCAAGUUGACGCUAUACCCUAUUUAUUCUUUAUUUUAUUUAAUAAAUAAAUGAUCAAAGUGAAAAGUU
This is a messenger RNA of Cololabis saira (Pacific saury), 2164 nucleotides long. RefSeq names its product DnaJ heat shock protein family (Hsp40) member B12b (gene dnajb12b). The record is from RefSeq and is a predicted model, not a curated record. Gene Ontology annotation, biological process: cellular response to misfolded protein. Lineage: Eukaryota; Metazoa; Chordata; Actinopteri; Beloniformes; Belonidae. Gene Ontology annotation, cellular component: endoplasmic reticulum membrane. The coding region runs from base 232 to 1335 and encodes 367 amino acids. Gene Ontology annotation, molecular function: Hsp70 protein binding. The transcript has 9 exons.